AUGCUCUUUUUUACAUUUUUUCAACAACUAGCUGAGAAAAAUCAUCAUGUUACUGUCGAAUUAAAAAAUGAUUUACAAAUAUCAGGAGUCUUGCAUUCAGUUGAUCAAUAUUUAAAUAUAAAAUUAACGAAUGUGUCAGUAAAUAAUCCGGAGAAAUAUCCUCAUUUGUUAUCUAUAAAAUCAUGUUUUGUUAGAGGAUCUGUAGUUAGAUAUGUAUUCCUACCUUCAAAUGAGAUUGAUGUUCAAAAGUUACAUCAUAUGUGUAGACAAGAGGCAAAAAUGGUAGCCGAGAAAGAAAAAGAAAGGAAAUAA
Molecule: messenger RNA, 312 nt
Organism: Plasmodium adleri (nom. inval.)
Lineage: Eukaryota; Apicomplexa; Aconoidasida; Haemosporida; Plasmodiidae
Product: U6 snRNA-associated Sm-like protein LSm2, putative
Exons: 3
Coding region: 1-312 (103 amino acids)
Biological process (GO): mRNA splicing, via spliceosome
Cellular component (GO): U6 snRNP; U4/U6 x U5 tri-snRNP complex; precatalytic spliceosome
Molecular function (GO): RNA binding
Source: RefSeq, a predicted model, not a curated record